Molecule: messenger RNA, 848 nt
Organism: Sodiomyces alkalinus F11
Lineage: Eukaryota; Fungi; Ascomycota; Sordariomycetes; Glomerellales; Plectosphaerellaceae
Product: Sedlin
Exons: 2
Coding region: 91-702 (203 amino acids)
Biological process (GO): endoplasmic reticulum to Golgi vesicle-mediated transport
Cellular component (GO): cytoplasm; nucleus; TRAPP complex
Source: RefSeq, a predicted model, not a curated record
CUAAGGUGUAACCCAUAACGCCUCGAACAUAUCGACCGCCACGCUCGAGUGACGAACCAACAGAGUCCUACACCCUGGCCGGUUUCCAGUAUGGCGACGGAUAUCCCAUCCAUAGCCUGUAUAGGCAUAAUUGGUCGCAAUAAUAACCCCCUCCACGUCUCCAUCUUCCCUUCGUACAACCCAUACACAAACACGUUGGCGCCAUUACGAACCCCGCUUCAAUUCUCCCUACUUCUAUCCUCAACCCUCGACGUUUUUGAGCUCCGCGCUCGGCAUGCCGCGGGAACCGGAACCGGUCUGUCAGGCGACAUGGGACUCCUACACGCGGUCGACGAGCGCCUUGCUGCCUAUGGCUUCGAGACAAACACCGGGAUCAAGAUGGUAGUGCUGGUGGACAUGCGCGGGCGGAGAGUCGACGCCUCUGUCCUGGGCGGGAAGGGCGGCGCCGGUAGUUCCUCUGCCGCUUCUGGUUCCGCGCCAGCUUCCGCUUCCGCUGUCAACUCCGGCGUCGGGCUUCGCGAAGCUGAGCUCAAGGUCGUGUUCCGCGCUAUCCAGAACGCGUAUAUUCGCCUGCUUCAGAAUCCUUUCUUCGAACCUGACGAGGUCAUGGAGAAGGGCGGCAAGAAGAUCACAAGCAGGAAGUUCGAGACCGAGAUUCGCCGCAUUGGAGAGAGCUGGACGCCUGGCGUGACGAGUCUCUAAGGGGGACGCGACUGUGGGAUUGAGAAUUCCAUUCGAUUGCCCCUUCCCUUACACACUGGAUGCCAAAACGUCCUCAUAGAUGUCCGUCCUAUAUGGUGCCUAGUGAUACUGGCCUAGAAUUAAAUACAGUGCCUUUCCUUCCUUAC